Molecule: messenger RNA, 5653 nt
Organism: Pangasianodon hypophthalmus (striped catfish)
Lineage: Eukaryota; Metazoa; Chordata; Actinopteri; Siluriformes; Pangasiidae
Product: death-associated protein kinase 2
Exons: 12
Coding region: 276-1361 (361 amino acids)
Biological process (GO): protein phosphorylation; positive regulation of apoptotic process; intracellular signal transduction
Cellular component (GO): nucleus; cytoplasm
Molecular function (GO): protein serine/threonine kinase activity; ATP binding
Source: RefSeq, a predicted model, not a curated record
UGAAGUGAGCGAGGACGCGCACUCGGUCAGAAAGCGCGUGCUCGCUGACCAGGUCCUGUGUAAAGAGUCAGCAAGUGAAAAGGCUUAAAUCCAGUGAGUGGGUCUACAUGAGAAACACAGAGAGGACCACAGAGAGGACCGCAGGAGCACCGUCUGGCUCUACAGACUGAACAUUUCAGAGAUCAUAUCAGGAAUAAUGCUGCAGUCGACAUUGUAAUCGAGCACUGACUCUACAGGACAAAAAAAAACAAAAAAAAAGAGGGAGAAGAAGCAUCAUGGCGGUUUUUAAACUGGAUAAUGUUGAGGAUUUAUAUGAAAUCAGAGAGAUACUGGGCAGUGGUCAUUUCGGACAGGUGCGUGAGGUGUGUGAGCGAGCUACAGGUAUCCUGUGGGCAGGGAAGUUUCUGAAGCUGCGGCGUGGUGCCGGGAGCCGUCUGGGCCUGGAGAGGAUGAGCGUGGAGAAAGAGGUGGCGAUCCUACAGGGCCUGCAACACCAGAACAUCAUGGCCCUCAAGGAUGUGUUCGAAAGCAAGGCGGAAGUGGUCCUCAUCGUAGAGCUUAUUCAAGGUGGUGAGCUGUUUGACUUCAUCGCUGAGAAGGAGAGCCUGACUGAGACGGACGCGAUUGACUUCCUGAAGCAGAUUCUAGAGGGAGUGAACUACAUGCACAGCAAACACAUCGGCCACUUUGACUUAAAGCCUGAGAACAUCAUGUUGUCAGAUAAGCAGGUCCCCAAUCCUGAUAUUAAGAUCAUUGAUUUCGGCAUGGCCCACUGCUUUCUACAAGGAGAGGAGUAUAAGAGCAUGGGUGGCACCCCUCAGUAUAUCGCACCUGAGAUCAUCAACUAUGAACCACUCAGCACAGCAGCAGAUAUGUGGAGUAUUGGUGUCAUCACCUACAUUUUGCUGAGCGGGCUUUCUCCGUUCCAAGGCGAUACAAAUGAAGAGACACUGAAGAACAUUCUGGAGUUGAAGUACGAGUUUGAACCGCACUACUUCAGCCAAACCAGCUCUAUGGCCAAAGACUUUAUCCAGAAGCUACUAGUCAAAGAGCAGAGUGAGAGGAUGACUGCUGAGGAAUGCCUGAUUCACCCCUGGAUUAAACCUCUCACUAGGACCCAGAUGGCGAGGAGAAAUCGCUCUUCCAUCAACAUGAAGAACUUCAGGAUGUUUAACGCUAAGAGAAAGUGGAAGAUGUCCUAUAACAUGGUGUCAGCCUGCAAUCGCCUGUGCAAGCUCAAGCUGGUGUGUAAAACCAAUGCCUUGGAAAAACAAGACCUGAGAGAUUGUGAGAGCGACCAGGAAGACACUGAUACAAAAACCACCUCUCUGUUGCGUCGCCGACUCAGCAACAGUUCCUAGAGGAGGGAAGUGACGAUGAAAUCAUUUGCAGAGCCUUAAGGAAAGCAAGUAGAUGGUUUCUUGACCUAUACUGGGAAACAUAAAGCUUUGCGGACCAAAGGAAUUUUGCUACUCGCCUUGAACCCACAAUGUUUCCUGCAGGAGACGAUAGUUCGGAAAAGUGGGCCAAACCUACAACAUUCUCUAAACUAAUAUGCAAGUUUAUUCCCAGACGGAUACCUCUGAAAGGCUAAAUGAUGAUGAUUUAGCUUGAUGUGCUGUCAUAGGUUACAGCCCAAUAAAACAUGAGCUGUGCUCCAGAACUUUUAAUACGCCCUUCUGAACUUUCCAUUGCCCGUUUACCUUAGCAUCUUAAGUGCCAUUACAUUACUUUAGUAGCUCAAGUGAAGUUUGUUAGAUGACCCGUUAUAUAGAAGAAGUCAACAUCAUUGUAGACUUUAAGAGUACGGUUUUGUGAGCUGAUGCAAUUUCCGUUUCAAACAUGGCAGAUGAAGGUGUUUUUAAACUUUGAACAGCAGCACAAAAAAUUUAGUACAUCAAAACAUUAAACAUUUGCUCUUCAGGUUUACAUAGACUCCAUGUAAAUAUGCCCAAUUAGCAAGCUAGUUCAUUGGGCAUUCUGACUUGUGAGAAUGCCAGCUCGUUAGUACAAUAGCUAGCUAGCUAGACAGUUAACAUGCAAAUGUGUAUUUCUUUUGUACAUAGUUUUAAUGAAAUAUAUACAUCGAAUACAACAAAGUCACUUCAGGUUCAUUGUUGCUGCCAAAACUGGUUGCAUUCAUAUUGAACAUUUUGCUCUCACUCGUCUCUCUGGGCUACAAGUGUUCAGUUGUGUGACGUUUCCAAGUCCUGAGUAAAGUCAACAGCGGCAUUGUGAGAGCUGAGUCAGAUUGGAUAUGAACAUCCUGGAAUUGUCUAGAUACUAGACAACCACAUUUACUUGAUAAAAUGCCUUCAAGAAUGGGCAGGCUCUGAAGUUGUGUGCCUUAACUGACGUAAAUGUAACCACUGAUUUCUGGCUCGUGAAUCUUUUACUGAUAUCACACCCGAAGUCAUAGACUUAUUCACACACACAUUUAAUGGGGUGCAUGUUUGGCUCAAAGCCAAGUUCCAGCUGAGGAGUAUCACACUGUGUGUUUAUGCAUUCUUAUGGUGUCUGUUAAAGUGGUCAGUUGUGGAAUGCAGUAACUGAUAAAUUUUUUGGUGCCAAGACUACCAGGAGUUGGAAAAAUAGAAAAAUGAGAAAGCGACAUAACUGAAGUUCCUGUUUUUCAUUACAAUAUUGUACUUUAAGGCAAGAAUUGAACCAAAUAGAAAUAGCAUGACAUAAAGGGUACAGUUUCAGUAUGACAAACCAAUAUCAAUGUCUUUCGUAUAUCAUUAACAACAAUGUAACUAUUACACAGAUUAGAACUGAUAGAAUAUUUCUGUAUAAUCGCUUCACCGUAUGAUAGAGUACAUACAAUCCAGUCUUGUGGUUCUACUUACAUACAUUCCAGACUGCCAGGGAAGUAGUGGAUAUUCCCAUGCACUUGUUUCCUUGUUAAGUUCAAAUAACCAAGUCGCCUUGUGACUUUCCUAUUCUCAGUUUGCUGAGGAGUGGAUACAGAGAUGUUAUAUAUAAUGCUUUAAGCCUUUUGUUUCUUACUUAUUUUGUUUUUGGUAAAUCUGCACUAUCAAAGGAAUGUGCAUUGAAACAUAUCUUUCAUGCCUAUAAUUAUAGUGUUUGAUUUAUUACUGUUAGAACAGACAUGUGGCAUUUUCAUGGAGUCAUAACUUGUGAAUUGUUGAACUUUGCUAACCUCAGACUAGUAUGGACACCUCCUUGUUUCACCAGACCCUGAUGGUGGACCAAAUGGAUCAAUGUCCAGAUUAGUUGGAACUGGAUCAUCUUUCAUAAGCACUUAUAGAACCUUGCCCUAACAACAACGUAAUGGCAAUAGUAAUGCAUUAAGCUUCCAGGCUAUGUGAGUACUGCUGCAUUAUAAUUAUAAUUUCUUCUGAAGCUAUAUGUUCACAGCAGGGAGUGAAGCAAACAGCAAUUGCUGCUGCUGAGCCAUAUAGGAAAUAAAGGUAAGCUCCUUUGCUGCAUGUUUGCAGCAGAAACCAAAAAAAGGUUCAGCUGUUCAGCCUCUUGGAAGGGGAAGAGUGAGUGGUUUUACUAUGUUGGGACGCAGUUGGCAGUGUGCAGGAGCCAAAUGCAGGGGCUAUUACCAACAAGAUGACAGUGUACUGAAGUGCAGAACUUGGUACAGCUGCCUUGCGUACACAGACGGACCUUGAUGCACCAUCAGUGGCAGUAGGUUCACCAUUGUUUUGAUUAUGGUGAUGAAAAGUGCUAUGUAACAAGUUGGUCCAAAAGCUUCAAAAUAUGUAAUUACGUUGAGACCUAGCCCUCUAACAGGACAAAUCAUGCCAGCAUAACAGAGUCACCGGACUUGCCAUCCGCUUGCCAUUGUACUCUUCCAGACAAGGCCUGUGUCCAUGAGUUCUCAAAUGCUAUGUGGUCCAGCUGUUUGUGUGCUUUGUGGCUCUCCAUCAUAAGCCUCUGCUGUCUAAAGAAAGGUUAGUUAUAGAGUGCUUUAUCAAGACCUGUUAUGAACCCCCUUUGUGACCUUGAUAUGUAGUCUCCAUUAGUUCUGAUGUAAGGAAGUAGAAUUUGUCAUUUUGUCAAUGUAAAAAUGUUUCUCUGACUAAGUGGAGGAUGUAGCAGGGUCCUUAGCACAGGGUCAUGAACAUGAGGUGACAACUUUGCUAUUUGUACUCGACAAGGAAAUGAUUGUACAGGAAUCUACACUAGUUCUAAAGGAAACUCCCCUGAUGUUCAUCCACACAGUUGUAGAACCACAGUACAUAACCUUACAUUUUCAGUAUAUUGCCGUAAGUAAUGCGAAGAAGAAGUAAUUUCUCAAAACAACAUACAAAUGUAGUUUGCUCUGAUGUUUGAGGUCUGAUGGUAUAUUUAUAACAGAAGGAGGUAGGCCACACUUUUAAAAAUCCUAUGGUAUAUUUGGUAAUAUUUCAUUUUCUCUACUGCAUAGCACAAUAUUAAAUGUAGAAUAAGAAUUCUGUGUAAAGGUAUUCUGCCAUGUUGAAAUACUGCCACACCCAUACUUGGUAUGAAAGGUCACUUUAAUCAUUAGUGAAUUAUGAAACACUAACCUUUUUCAUCACAAAAUGAAUACUGAUGCUCACCUAUGAAUAUAACAAUGUUGUUUAAGACACAAGCUGUGAAACAACCAUGUCAUACUGAAAUGUUCUAAAGAAAUGUCAGGUCAGGCACAGUGGGUAAGUCCCAGAGCUCUAAAAAGUAGUUAUUAUGGAUGGUCAUGGAUGGAUUUACGCACUUAUUAAAUGUUUACUGUUUAACAGUCCCAAAUGCCAUUAUGCCAUUGAAUAGAUUUGCUAAAUAUUUGUCUGUAUUACAGGACGUAAUUCAAUAGGGAAAAAAAAAGUCUUCCAUUUUGAAAAGUAACCUACUCAUUAUAUUCAGGAGCACUUCUGCUUAAAAAUAUAUGUUUAUUUUUGCACGAUUGUUAAGCAUAUUAUUUUAUAAAAGCAUAUUAUAAUUAACAUGUAUAUUUUCUGGCUGUAUAAUGGAAUGUGUUUUUGUAUAUCAUUUCACUGUUGUAGGGUUGAUUUCGAGCAAAAUUAUAAUGUACUAUUAAUAUAUUGUCAACAUUUAUUGAGUUUUUAAUAAUGCAUGAUUGACACUGACUAACUGGAGCUGUAAUUUAAAGCAGUUAUACUUACAUUAUUUUCUUUGUCAGUAUUUAAUUGUGCAGUUUGAGUGUAUUUUUGUUUUUAUAUGCUUAUUUUAUAUUUUUAUUCUUAAUUUUCCGAUCUUUUUGAGGAUACAUUUAAGUGCAUGCAUAUUUUUGAAUGUAAAAUGUUGUACUCGAUGUCAGACCUGUGUUGUCUGACACUGUGUAAUAUUAAUAAAAUACUGCCUGUGAUAAUACCAGCUUUCCCAAAUCUGACAUCCCAAACCUGCAUCAUUUCAUUUGCCGCAAAAUGUAUAAACACGCACAAAUAAAAUGACAAAUCCAUACUCUACAUGACUGUUUUAGUACACUUACUAACAUAGCAAUCAUUAUUUUAUUUAUGCAUGCAUAUCAUACAUUACACAUAGAUCAUUUCAAGCUCAUUUAUUAUGUAUAUAUUUGUAUUAGCUUGAAGGCUUGUUUUGAAGAAGCUAAAAUGAAUGAACGUCUGUUUGUACUGUAUGUGGUACGGUUUGGGGAAAUGUUUCCAUCAGAAUUUCCCAAAAUAAAUUUACUCUAUGUUAUAAA